ACAAAAUAGAGUUAGUCAAAAAAUGUCUUGCAUUUCGAAAACAUCGCGAUUCCAAGUGCGUAUAAUAACAAAAAAUAUAAUCAAAAAGUGAAAGAUAAUAAAUCAUUGUCACUUCAAUAAAUACACUCGCCGGACGUACAUUCCCAUUCAAUGAAGAAAACUAAGGAACAGCACAAACAACCUACAUCGAAGUAGUGAAGUGAAGUGUAGUAAAUUUUCCGUCUUCUCUUUUGGUUCUUCUUUAAAUUUUAAUUUAAUUUUUUUGAUUCGCGGCUGGCAAUCAAAAAUAUCGAUAUUGUUUUUCUUCCAAAUUCUGCUCGCAGUGUUAGUUUACAUAGCAAUGUCAACAGCAUUUUUAACUUUUGUUGCCGUAAUUUUGUGCAUUCUUUUUCGGAUUCUAAAUGUUAAUUCCCAGGCGUAUAAGCCAGUGAUAUUUUGUUUCGAUGGAUCUUUCCUCGAUUGUAUAUUCAAAAUAGCACCUGUACUCCGAGAACCAUAUCUGCCGCCUCGCCUCUGGGGGUUUAGUGGGCAUGUACAAACUGUACUUCAUAGUAUUGUGGGACGAUUAAAUUGUCCUUGGCCUCUUGGAGAACGAGUGUAUUUAUCACUCAAAGAUGGCUCCACAUUGACCUACGAUUUGUAUCAGCCGUUAAAUGAACACGAAGAUGACAUCACAGUGGCAAUUUGUCCGGGAAUCGGCAACUCUUCCGAAACGGUUUACAUCAGAACAUUUGUACACUAUUCUCAACUUCAUGGCUAUAGAUGUGCCGUUCUCAAUCAUAUUGGCGCCUUACCUACCGUUCCAGUUACUUCAUCCAGAAUAUUCACAUAUGGUCAUACGGAAGACUAUGCAGAAAUGGUCGCUAAUCUAGAAAAGCGAUACCCCACCUCGAAAAUCGUUUCGGUGGGCUUUUCUCUAGGCGGCAAUCUGAUAUCAAAGUACCUUGGUGAAACGGAAAAAGAUCAUCCGAAGAAUAUCAUUGGUGGAAUUAGCAUUUGUCAGGGAUACAAUGCGAUCAGUGGAACGAAAUGGUUGCUAAUGUGGCAGAACUUCAGACGAUUCUACUUGUACAUUAUGACCGAAAAUGUGAAAAAUAUUAUCAUGCGACACAGAAAGGUGUUAUUGUCGGACGAAGUGAAGCAGAAAUAUCAGCUAAAUGAACGAGACAUUGCAUCAGCUGCUACACUGCCCGAAUUGGACGAGGCGUACACUAGACGUGUGCAUAAUUUCAAUUCGGUUAGCGAAAUGUACGAAUGGUCGUCGUCGGUCAAUUAUAUAUCCAGGAUAAAACAUUCGAUGAUUUACAUAAAUGCGAAAGAUGAUCCAAUCGUGCCUGACGAUUUAUUGACAUCGAUCCGAGAACAUUCAACUGCUCAUCCCAAAACAUUGUACAUCGAAUUGGCACAUGGGGGUCAUUUAGGAUUCUAUGAGGGUGGUUUGAUUUGUCCGAAUCCAGUGACAUGGAUCGAUCGUGUCGUUGUUGCCCUAAUUGGCGGUAUGGUGUUACACAAUCACUCAACAUUCCACAAAAGAAGCGAAGAGAGUAUAUGAGCUGAUUGCUUUUUAUUUCGUUGAUUGAUGUGUUCAUCUGGAGAUAUUAAUGCUAAACAUUUUUUACGAUGUUGCUGUUGUUGUGUGUUGCCUAUAAUUGACACCGCAGCUCUUGUUACACAAAUUUGAAAAUGUGAAAGUGUGUGUGUGUGUGUGUAAAAGUGUUUUUUUUUUAUAUCAGAAAAUCGAGAAAAAAAAAAAUGUUUGUUGGUCACACCAGUUUUAAAAUUUAAUUGAUACAAAAUGUUGAAACGAUUUCAUAGAUACGGCAACACCCGAGAAACCAAUGAUGUUCCUUAACUUUAUUUUUAAUCAUUUUUGUAUAACGACAAAUUUAGCUCCGUUUCGCUCAAAAAUUUAAGACGAACGGUCGAAUACGUUCGGGUUAAAUUAUUGAUAGAUCUGAGCUAACUAACGAAAUACUUUAUCCAUAAGCAUGGAAUGUGAGAUUCCCGGAGAUCAAAAAAUAACGAGAACAAUCGACAAACUGAAAUUGCUCGGAUGAUGCAGGAUGAAACUGAUGGGAGAAAAUGGUAAAAUUUUUGCAUGAAGUCGGUCAGAGCAAGAUCAAUAAUAAAUAUGAAAGUUUCAAUAUGCUCCCGAGUUAAUAAAUCAAAGACAUAAACAAUGAGAAGUAUGUCUCUUAUGUCCCUGAAGGAUGGUAAAAUAAAGCUCAUGACAAUCAGAUCUCCAUGAUGUAGACUCUUAAAGUCAUUUGAUCUUUCCCAAAAAAAAAGUUUCAUUAUUUCCGAGUGCUACGAAUAAAGAGAACAUAAAGCACGCAACAUAUUUUGAAAGUACCGAAUUUUCCCGGUGAAAAUUCAGCACUAUUCGAAUGUUGUCACAACGAUGAUUUAACAUUAAGGUUACACUUUGAUGCUUUUGCUUCAGCUGUCGUCGCUUCUUCGUUUUCAUACACAUCUCUAUGUAAACGUAUACUCCUCUCUGUACACGUACGAUUGAAUCAAACCACACGUCUACACACUGAUGUUUGAAAACAAGAGCCUCGCCAUUUAAUGUUGAAUCUCACUGUAUUUUUAUAACAUCGAAAAUUUUGGCCUGUCCAUUGUGGACAUUUGUCCAUAUGUUUUUUGAUCGAAGAGUACUCUCACAUUGCCAUAUCAUUGACAUGAAAAUUGAUACGCAUAAUUUUUUGGUAAAAUUACUGAGUUCAUACAAAAAGAAAAGAUAAACAAAAUCGAAAGAAUAUUCCAAUUUACGAUGAAAUUCCAUUUGAAAAUUAAAUUAUUUUAAAAGUAGAAUCCCUAGACAUACCAAAAAGUAAGGAAGAACGUCUCGAAGAUCGUCCUUCGCGUACAAAAUUCCUGAUGUAAGUCAAACAGGGAAUUAAACAUUGCGACGAAUUUGUAUUUUGAAUAGAGCCCGAUACGUUCGGAAUCCGUUCAUUCAAUUGUAAUCAGUCAUAAUAAUGGAUUCCAGGCUGGUACAUAAGUAAAAUGAAUUAAAUUGAAUGCGCUUAACGUAUGCGGCAAAUUCAGUUUCGUGCCUUUCAGUAAUAUGACGAUAGUAUCACGUUCUUAUUCACUGAAACCAUAUUAAACGGAUACGUCGAUUUUACCUCGCUAAUUGUUUUUCUGACAAACCUAUCGACGUUAUGUUAAUCGCACACGGAAUCGAACAAACGGACAGGUGCUCAGUUGUAUUGGUAGAGUUUAAACCGCAUAAAGUAUAUGUCUCGACUCUUGGUGGAUUUAUUUCUUUAAAAAAAAAUUCUUCGAUUUAUUGACAUAUCCAUUAGUCCAUAUUAUUCCAUGAAGCGCCUACAAUUUCAAUAAAUCGAGAUCCUCCAUUUAAUUUAGGCGACACAAAGUCAAAAAGACAAUUUUAAUUUUAAGUUUAGAAUUUUAGUUAGACAUUCAAAGAGAUCGAUUGUACCGGUUUCCAGUUCUAGGAUAUAUACGAAGAUGCAUUAGAGGGUGGAUGAAUAUGUAAAUUGAACGUAGAAGGAAAAGUUUGCUAUACUAAAUUAUGUGAAUGUUACAUGUCGUUUAAUGUGAUAAAAUUUAUAUAUAUUGAAUCGAGUACAUGGUACUUAAGGAUUUAUGAGUCAAGCGUGUUGUAUUAAAAAUCUCAACUAUAAGUUUGGUCUAAGUGUUUGGCACACUUGUUUUUGGACAGAAGAUUUUUUGUUUUGUUUAUUUAUGAUAUUUGCUGAUUACUAUUGAUAGAAAUAAACAUAGUCCCUAGCUUAUGAACAAUAUAAUAGUGAUUUGUAUAAUGAAUACGGGCAGCGUAUUUAAGAAUUUUAUAAGUGUUAAACACCAAUAACAAAAGGAAAACUUGUAAAAAGAAGAAUUUGUAAUAAUAAAUAUUAUACCAAAAAU
Bradysia coprophila is the source of this 3897-nucleotide messenger RNA. RefSeq names its product abhydrolase domain-containing protein 2 (gene Hydr2). Gene Ontology annotation, cellular component: sperm flagellum; sperm plasma membrane. Gene Ontology annotation, molecular function: acetylesterase activity; monoacylglycerol lipase activity. Gene Ontology annotation, biological process: medium-chain fatty acid biosynthetic process; steroid hormone receptor signaling pathway; medium-chain fatty acid catabolic process. The record is from RefSeq and is a predicted model, not a curated record. Lineage: Eukaryota; Metazoa; Arthropoda; Insecta; Diptera; Sciaridae.